Molecule: messenger RNA, 861 nt
Organism: Drosophila erecta
Lineage: Eukaryota; Metazoa; Arthropoda; Insecta; Diptera; Drosophilidae
Exons: 3
Coding region: 131-757 (208 amino acids)
Source: RefSeq, a predicted model, not a curated record
UCGGUGGCCAGUAGCUCAGGUUAGUCGGGUCUGUCUGUUCGUCGGAGAACGGCUGUCUCGAGACAUUUCUUAGUUCCGAUCAGGACCAAAAAUCGCAGCAAUCAGCGCGCAAUUAACCCCCGAUUUCAACAUGGCUCCUGCCAUAAGCACGACGACCAGCACCCCCAUUAGCUCCACCGCGUCGGUGGUAAAGGGUACACUUAACACCACUGAAAGUGCGAGUUCGGUGUGGCAGUACGAGAACACCACACCCGUCACAAUUUGGAUCAACGACGGCGGCUACGAUGGUCCGUUCAUGUUCUUUUAUCCCAGCUAUGUCAUUUACAUUGUGCUGGUCUUCCUGUUUGUCAUCGCCUUUCCUCUGGCCAUGAUUAUGAGCGCCAAACGCAAGCGAGAGGCCAAUGCGCGGAAUCUCGCACAGCAGAGACAACGAGCCCGUCGCCAAAUGGAGAUCAAUGUGACGAACAAUUGCAACGGCGGCUCCGGAGGAGCCGGAAACGUGUGCUCAAACAGACAGGACGAAGUCAGUGUGCUACCCAAGACCUUGGACUUGCCGCCCAGCUACGACGAGGCUGCUUUUAGCGAGCGAAAGCAGGACAGCACACUGACUAUAGCCACCAACUUGGAAGCGAGCAAUCCCAAUUUGGCGGCUGGAACUAACGAACCGCCGCCGGUUUACGAGGCGAAUGUGGCCACAACGACCACGUCCACCACCACCACCGUAUUCUUGGUCAACGGCCAACCACCAGUGGUGUAACUCAGCAUUGGACUUCUGAGAAAUUUAUUAUUUUUUAUACAUCCUACAAGACACUGUACAGUGUUGCCAAUGUAAAUAAACUUUGCUUUUGGAGAACUGCUUAA